Ceratosolen solmsi marchali is the source of this 1234-nucleotide messenger RNA. RefSeq lists its product as uncharacterized. The record is from RefSeq and is a predicted model, not a curated record. The transcript is spliced from 5 exons. NCBI's taxonomy places the organism in Eukaryota, Metazoa, Arthropoda, Insecta, Hymenoptera, Agaonidae. The coding region runs from base 51 to 1211 and encodes 386 amino acids.
AAUAAACUAAAAUAUAUUGUUGUACAUAUCAUACGCAACAUUUUUAAAGGAUGCAUGCUGUUGGAUUACACUCAGCAUUGGCUAUAAAAAGGCAACGCAAGCGACGAGACGAGCAGCGUCGUGCUGAAGAACGUCGAUAUAGCAGUCAAUCAGGUGAAAGUGGAUUGACAUCACCAAAAGAAUCAAUUGCUUUAUUUGAUAAAAGUAUUCAUCAACAUCGAAAGAUAAAUUCUCAACAAUAUUCUACUCAAGGAAUGGUACAUUCCAAAGUUAUUACAUCAAUUGGGAUGUUACAUAUUGCAGUAGUUUUUUUAGUUUUAGGAACAUUUUUAUUAAUUAGUGGUAUUUUUCCCAGUAAUAUUACAUCAAGGAAAAUAAAAGAACCUGAAAUAUGGUGGAAUGAACUUACUAUCGUUGGUAUAUUUUUAAUAAUAGCAGGAUGUUUUUUUAUAAUAUUAAAUCGUGUAAUAGUCAAAAGAGAAGAAAAUAAUUUAGAAACAUAUGUGCAACGUCAAUUAAUGAGAUCUAAAUCUGGACACACACUUGAAAGGGAUUUGGAAACUGGAGUUCUGAAUACCAAACAUACGUAUAAUAUGAACCAAUUUAAAUAUUCAACUGACAAUACUAUUAAAAUUAUGAAAAGUACCAUAUCUCAAAUUGAAAGUCCAGUAUUUUUAACAGAAAACAAUAAUUCAAAAAUACAAACAAAACUCUUUUUGGAACAAAUUUCAGAAGAGCAAAAGAUGAUUGGAGCAAUGCCAGCAGUUGCUGUUCGUCAUGAAAGGCGUCGGCAAGAGAAUAGAAUCAAACGUCCAAGUCAAUUAUAUCUUGGAGGUCAUUGGACUCAACCUCCUCAAAUGUCUCCACUAACACCAAAUUCAUAUAUUCAAAAUAAACAUAUAGAAUCGCUACCAGAAGUAUAUUUAUGUGGAAAGAUUUCUGGCUUGCACACUGUUGUGAUUUGUCUUCUUCUUGGAGCAGUCAUAUUAGUUGUCGGAUUAGUACAACUUGCCCCAGGAGCAACAACAUCUGAUCAUAAAUUGGCUUUACUUAUAUCAGGAUCUUUACUACUUUUAUUUGGUAUAUGUUUGGCCGGACUUCGAUGUUAUUUGCUUCACUGUACAUUUAUAUCAGCAGACUCUCCUUCAUCUUCUGGAUCUCAUGCAGCAUCAGAAAAUUUUGCACAAACACACAUAACAUCAAAUUUAUAAACUUAAAUCAUGAAAAUAAAUUA